Messenger RNA from Meloidogyne enterolobii, 474 nucleotides. Lineage: Eukaryota; Metazoa; Nematoda; Chromadorea; Rhabditida; Meloidogynidae. The record is from the annotation of a GenBank genome assembly.
AUGUAUUUUUCUUUUAAAUAUUCUUCUAGACUAUUUCAAUUAAUAUUAUUACUUCAGUAUUUUCAAUUUGCUUUAAUGUUUUUUGUUGAACGGGAAAAGUUUAUGCCGAAAGUUGAAUGGGAAUGUUCUGAUAAAUCAAUUCAAAUACUUGUAAAAACAAUUAAACCUUUUUACGGAAUUAUUAGACCUAAAGGGGCAAUUAAACAACAAAAUUCCUCGCCUUGUAUCCUUCAAGGAAGUGGGGGGUUAUUUACUAAAAUGGAAAUUCCUUUACUUGAAGGUGGAUGGAAGGAAUGUGGACUAAAUUUAGAAAAGGAUUCUUCAACACUUUGGACACAAAUAGAAAUACACGAGCAUGUAUUGCUACAUUUACAUGAUGAUCGUUUAGUAAAUAUUAGCUGUGCGGGUUGGGCUGAAACUUUAAAUAAACAAAAGAAGAAUGGAGGAGAGGGAGAAAAUAGGUAUGGAAAUUAA